Messenger RNA from Ostrea edulis (European flat oyster), 5281 nucleotides. RefSeq lists its product as uncharacterized. The transcript has 17 exons. The record is from RefSeq and is a predicted model, not a curated record. NCBI's taxonomy places the organism in Eukaryota, Metazoa, Mollusca, Bivalvia, Ostreida, Ostreidae. Gene Ontology annotation, biological process: regulation of apoptotic process. Bases 2173 to 4887 code for a protein of 904 amino acids.
AUUGACCCUGCUGUUGAUUAAACGAAGAUUGUUUUCAUAUACAUACAUGUAUUCUUAUGUAAAAUUUGAUCCACUAUUGUAGCCCAACCCUACUUCCGGUGGCCACAAUUUGAAUAAAUUCGAGUCUACACUGCCUAGGGAUGCUUGCAUAUCAAUAUGACUAAUCAUGGCGUUGCUGUUCUUGAGUAGAUGGUUUCUAAAUAAUGAUUUUUCCUAUAUAUUUCCAUGUAAAACUCAAUUCCCUAUUGUGGCCCCACCCUAUUUCUGAAGGUCACAGUUCGAAUAAACUUGAAUUAUGCACUACCUGGGUAUACUUGCAUAUAAAUCAUAGGCCUGUUCUUGAAAAGACGAUCUUUGCUAUAAAUCUCUAUGUAAAAUUUGAUUCCCUAUUGUGCCCCUACCCUAACCCCGAGGGUCGUAAUUUGAAUAAACUUGAACUUGCACUAUAUCAGGAAACUUUCAUGUAAAUUUCAACGUUUCUGGCCCAGAGGAAAAGGAAAUAUUUAAAUGAUGAUACCUCAUUUUUGUAUUUUCUUGAUUAUCUCCCCUUUGAAGGGAGCACGAUCCUUCAUUUGAACAAACUUGAAUCCUUUUUAUCUAAGGAUGAUUUGUACCAAGCUUAAUGAAAUCAGCUCAUUGGUUCUCGAGAUGUCGGGAAGCUUUCAUGUGAUUUCAACUUUCCUGGCAGGUGGUUCUUGAGAAGAUAUUUAAAAGAUGCCACCAUAGCUUUACUAUGCCUUAAUUAUCUUUCUUUCGAAAAAGAUGUGGGCAUUCAUUUAAAUGACUUUGAAUUUCGUUUAUCAACUUCUGAAACUACUUAUUUUGAGUUCCUUACAGGAGUUAUGAGAUUGAUCACUGUUCAGUAUCUUCACCUUUCAUGCGAUUAAAAUCAAACCUCUCACUUUGCUCGAUUUACACAGUCGCAACGACUGUCUGUAUAUUGAGCGGAGUGAGAUAGCCUGUAUAUUGAGCGGAGUGAGAUAGACUGUUGUUGUCUGUAUAUUGAGUGGAGUAAGAUAUACUGUUGUUGUCUGUACAUUGAGUGGAGUGAGAUAGUCUGUUGUCGUCUCUAUAUUGAGCGGAGUGAGAUAGUCUGUUGUUGUCUGUAUAUUGAGCGGAGUGAGAUAGACUGUUGUUGUCUGUAUAUUGAGCGGAGUGAGAUAGACUGUUGUUGUCUGUAUAUUGAGCGGAGUGAGAUAGACUGUUGUUGUUUGUAUAUUGAGCGGAGUGAGAUAGACUGUUGCUGUCUGUAUAUUGAGUGGAGCGAGAAAGACUGUUGUUGUCUGUAUAUUGAGUGGAGCGAGAUAGACUGUUAUUAUCUGUAUACUGAGCGGAGUGAGAUAGACUGUUGUUGUCUGUAUACUGAGCGGAGUGAGAUAGACUGUUGUUGUCUGUAUACUGAGCAGAGUGAGAUAGACUGUUGUAGUCUGUAUAUUGAGCGGAGUGAGAUAGUCUGUAUACUGAGUGGAGUGAGAUAGACUGUUGUAGUCUGUAUAUUGAGUGGAGUGAGAUAGACUGUUGUUGUCUGUAUAUUGAGUGGAGUGAGAUAGACUGUUGUUGUCUGUAUAUUGAGUGGAGCAAGAUAGACUUGUUGAAAUUCGAUCUGGGGUUCUGGAGAGGAUGUUGAAAUGUUAAAAGUUUACGGAGAGGGUGACGCCGGACAAAAGGUGAUAAGAAAAACUCACUGGAGCUUUCAGCUUAGGUGAGCUAAAAAGGUAGGAAGAAAAGAAAAUAAUUGAGAAUAUUAGAUUAUUGGAAAAAGAAAAUUAUGGAAAUGCACGUUGAAAUUAGCAUACUGGAAGCUAGAGGAUAUCACGGAAUUAGAUACUUUAAGAUUUUAAAAAAAGAAAACAACAAAGCUUCGCACUUUUAUUCAGUUUGUGAGUAAAAUGUCCCGAGAGUUUACACAUCGAGAAAUUCUUCAUAAAGAAUGUUUAAUCAUAUAUAAAACAAUUAAUAGUAUAUUGUCUGGUGGAGUUUGUGUUGUACGAAACUGACGUAUCGACAAGUUAUAUUACGGAGACUUUUAAAAUCAAUAAAUACUUGGCACUGUUUCAACUGGUAUUUAUUGUUUUCUUACGACUCCUUGUAACAGUUUUAAAUAAGGAUAUAAUAUGGAGACCAGUUCUGAUUUCCAGGACUUAUUAUUAGUACCGGUGCACACAAAACCUGAUGCCCGAUAACACUAUGUUACAGGUAUAUCGGAAGUUUUCAGCGUUUGGCAUUAUGAGGCGUGAAUCAGAAUCGUACGGGAGACAAGACAGUGGGUGUCCCCAGAGUCCGGUUACCUUGGUAACAAGUGAUAUAAGAAAGAACUACAAAUACUUAAAGAGAGAGAUGUCAGCCGAUAUCCUACUAGAUUAUCUUGUUCAACACUCUAUACUGGAAACAGACGAAAAUGAGUUCCUCAUCGGUAAAUGUCGUGCGGUGAAAUGUGACUUUAUCUUACGUAAACUGUUACGACACCCGGAACGUAUUCAAGAUUUUUCAACAUUAAUAGCCGAGUCGGAGGAGCAGGGAUUUGAAUGCUUUCGGACUUUGGGCAGUUCUCCUCUGUCUUCUAGACCUCCAGCAACGGAGAAUCAAGAAGGUUUGACCUCUGCAACAGUAAAAAGAAAUUUGAAAAACAAUCGAGAACACCUCAUCAGAGAAAUCAGUAAAAGAGUGUCGAAUGUAAGCGCCAGCAUUGUGGAUGAUUUCUUGGAGGAGGACGUUAUUUCUGUGAGCGAACACCAACAAAUAUCGAGACUGAAAAAUACAGACGAAGCAGCUAAUAUGAUCUUGGAGAGCAUACGGAAAAAGGAGCCAACAUUUUACCUAAAACUGCUCUCAAUUUUACAAACCUAUGCAAACAAGGGAGACAGGAAUGGCGAUCUUGGGAAUCUUCUGAAUUGCCUCGGACAGAGUACGGAGGGAGACCAUGAGCAAGAAGCCGCAGGUGAAUACAGGGAUAUGACUGUUACAUGUAGAUUAGAAGACGGGUCUAUUUACAGGAAAAGUCUGAGAGUUGAUAAGGCACAACCUGUAGAAGUAAAGAUAACGGACCCAGAAGGCAAAGUAACGAUGCAUAUAAUCAAAAUGAUCCCCGAUACCGAGGAAAUGGUUGUUCAGGGCACUCACUCUAGCUUUGAGAGCACAUCGACGGGAUCCAUCAUAGUCCUGCUCCGGACCGAGUCUACCUACGCAAUGACAAAACUGAAGCACUUCAUAGAAAACGAGGGCAUGUCCGAAUUCUUAAGCCGGUUAUUUGAGUCCUGCGAUGUCCAGAGACUUCUGACCCAAGACAAGUUCAAAAUAGACGUGCAGAUCAGAAAGCUGCAGGGACCCCCAGCAAAGGAUACUUACCGUCCUGAAUUAGAGUUUAAGUACAAUGCUUGUUUGAAGAGAUGUCACGGGUUUCUGCGGGAGGAGCUAGACCCACUACACCUUCUGAGAGACGAAGAAGUUGCAAGAAUAUUUCAUCCAGUGAUAGAUAAGAUAAAACAACCAAGCACGAGGACAGCAAAAGUGGAAAUAUUCUUAGAAUUUCUUAAAGAACAACCCGAGAAUAAGAUUAAGUUAGUUAUAGAAAAACUCAAAGAGAAAAACAUGUACGCAUAUGGACAGCUGUUUCCAAAUAUUGAGAAAUAUCACGAUAUAGACGUUGAACUAGUGAGGGGAAAUAUUUUAGACAAUUUAACAGAAUUAUUGAACGAAGUCAGUGUUCUCGCAAUUCAAACUCCAUUCUUAAGCACUGGACUCGUAUCAGUGGAGGAGUUAAAUAAUCUGCACGCAAACUGUGAAAGCACAAGGAGAAAAAGAAUGGAGUUUAUGAAAAUGGUUCUGCAUAGGGGAGAGGCAGCGAUCAAAGUCUUCCUUUGUGCUUUGGAGAAUACUUGUGGUGAAGAUAGAGCACAGAGUCUUCUACAACAAAAGGACGUCUGCAGCGAACGCGAUGAAGUGAGAAGGCAUUCCAAGAUUGAAUACGAAGCUUUUAACGAAGAGAAUGGGAUAUUAUUCAAAGGAAGAUUUGUGUUGGAGCUCAAGAGAAACACUGGGGAUGAAACACGAAACGAAGAAUGUCUAUACGCUAGAAAAGACGAUAAUCCCAAAGAAAGUGAACAUCCGGGUAACCAGUCACAGGAGUCCUCCUCGGACAGUGAUCCAAACAAUUCAGCUACAAAUGAUGAACAGAGCGGAACAUCUGGAAAUACAUCAAACAAAGACAUCAGGAUUGCUAAACUUGAAUCCGAUUGUUCAGAAAUACUUUCGAAGCUGACCAGAAAACUCGGUAGGGUAGAGGACGCUAUGUCAGUGAAGCGUAUUUUCUUGAAACAGUUAGGCGAUUAUGCACAGAUGGAUGAAGUUAAGAAGAUGCAUUCACAUAAGUAUGAUAAGAUACGAGAAGAUUGCGUGAGACUUCGCCAAACUUUGAAAGACUUGCAGAGUCUGACAGGAUCUGUGAUCACUGAGAAGAAUGAUGAGUUUGACACUGGAUGGGAGGAAAUGCAAAUUCCUUGGUGUGACUUAGAUUCAGAGACUAUAUCAACGUCCGAAAUAAUACCUCGUUUUGAAAGACAAGACAUCGUUACGUCGACAGAUGAAAAUUCAGGAGAUACCACAGAAAGCCUCUCGGAAGAAGACGACGACGAAGAAGAGAGUUUAAAUGUUCUAAAUCGACAAUCUUCAAAGUAUCAAAGCGUCUUGAUAGCCAAACUCUAUAACAUCAAGACCGUGCAAUCUGUGAUGAACAUUUUCCGAGACAUGGCUGAGAAGGACAUCCAACUGAUGGCCAUAAAGAAUAUAUUGAAUGAAGAACAAUAUAAGAAACUGGAAAAAUACAUAAUCAAGCUGCAAGACAUUAGCGAAAAACUGCAGAAGACAGGCUGCACUGCGGACGUAGCGUAAAGUCAAAGGUCAAAGACAAUACUGCACAGAGGAGUUUAGAUCGAUCACUCGUCAUGACUGAGUGCAAUAUUCUUUUGUGGAAUAGUUAAAGAAUGAAAUAUACAUAUCCAGCCAUGGCCAGACCCACAUACAGCAAGGGACACACAGUGACGCUUUCGCCUCCACUAGAUUCACCGUCUCCAUUUUCAUUACCAGAAGUCCAUAUGUUUGUUUCGUUAUUGCAAUUCUCUGAGAAACAGAACUUAAUACAGUCAAGGUUUGGAUUAGAAUAUGUACACUCGUUUCCAAUGUAAUGGUAAGGCAGGCAGCGGCGAAGGACGGAUAUCACUCUUCCGGUCUCUAGUGAAUAGAAAACGUCAUACAAAUGCAUCAAUUAUACAGAAAUUAUUCAGAU